AUGGGCAUUGAAACGUCUCCGCCUGAUGUCGAGGAGUCGACAGAACCUCCUAUAUGUCCUUUAACGGACACGGAUAAAUCAGUUUCAAACCAUCACAAAUGUGAAGUAAAGCCUGAGCUCAGCCAUGAGAAGCUGGGGUAUCCUGCUACUCGAGAAACCUCAACACUCCGAUCCGACGGGAACACAAUCUCUUCGGCAAUCGCUUCUCUACAAAAGGAUGACGGGGGUACAGCGAACAGUGCCCACACUAUUACUCCUGAAGAGGUUGCAAGUACUCUGCAAGUUGACGUUCGAAAUGGUCUCUCAAGCGCAGAAGCUGCAGCGCGCCUGCAACGUGAUGGGCCCAACAGGGUCCAGGAGAUCGAGGGCAUAUCGACCUGGAAAGUACUGCUGAGGCAAGUGUCAAACAGUUUAACUAUUGUUCUUCUCCUCACCAUGGCCAUUUCCUUUGGUAUUGAUGACUACAUCGAGGGUGGUGUCAUCACAGCUGUGAUUGUCUUGAACAUUGUUGUAGGGUUCGUGCAAGACUAUCGAGCGGAAAAGACUAUAAUGUCCCUGCACCGACUCUCGGCUCCCGUAUGCAAAGUGUUUCGAGACAGACGCGUGGUGUCUACACCAGCCGAGUCUGUUGUGACUGGCGAUGUUGUGCACCUUGCUGUCGGCGACAUUGUCCCUGCCGAUAUGAGGCUCAUCGAUGGAACGAAUGUCUCAAUGGAUGAAGCAUUGUUGACAGGCGAAUCUCUCCCCGUAACAAAAACACCACAUAUUGUGUUGACGUCUCGCAACAUCCCUAUCGGAGACAGGACCAACAUGGCAUAUUCUGGAUGUAGCUUGACCCAAGGACGAGCCAUCGGGAUUGUUACUGCCACUGGGAUGAGAACCGAGGUUGGCAAGAUCGCCAAACUCCUUCAAGAGAAGCCCGAGGACGAGAAUCACAGCACGCUCACUCACACUUUCCGUUACGUCAAGUCCACAGCAGAGAGCAUUCUCGGAUUAGUGGGCACUCCCCUUCAGGUAAAGCUCAGCAAAUUCGCCCUUCUGCUUUUCGCUCUCGCAAUCCUCUUGGCCAUUAUAGUCUUUUCUGCCAGCAAGUGGCACAUCGAAGGCGAGGUGUUGAUUUACGGAAUUGCCAUAGGAGUGGCAGUCAUCCCGGAAUCAUUGAUUGCUGUGCUCACGAUUACCAUGGCAGUAGGCACAAAAGCAAUGGCCAAGGGGAACGUCAUUGUACGGAAACUCCAAUGCUUGGAAGCCGUUGGAGGUGUCACAAAUAUAUGUUCCGACAAGACAGGAACGCUGACGCAAGGACGGAUGAUUGCCCGCACAGCCUGGAUUCCGGGUGCUGGCACCUUGACAGUCGACGGGACCACUGAUCCAUAUGAUCCCACAAGUGGUUCAGUCCGGUUGGCGGGUACUGACUGGGACCCUAGGAUCUUCCAUUCCAAUCUUGCACUCACCACGUUCCUCACAGCCACUGCGUUGUGCAAUAUGUCGGUCGUGCAAAACGAUGUACCAUCUAGCUCGCUUGAAGAAGGGCAAUCUGGUCAGAGUUGGACUGCUGUCGGUGAGCCUACCGAGAUUGCACUCAACGUCCUGGCCUUGCGAUUCGGUUAUGGAAAGAUGCAUUUGCUGGAAAAGCGAGGGAUGUAUCUCCAUACUGAAUACCCAUUCGACUCAUCAACCAAGCGGAUGACGGUCGUCUACCAUAAUCCGCGGGACGGUAUCAAUGAAGUGUAUACAAAGGGAGCACCAGAGGCUGUCCUUCCCGGCUUGGCCAUCGAUGGGGGAGAGAAAGAAGCCAUCCAAUACGAGGCUGAUAGGAUGGCCGGACAAGGGCUUCGUGUCCUCUGUGUUGCGUACAAGACAGCAGCUAUGGACGAAGAAACCGAAUUGGCCCCGCGCAACAGGGCUGAGUCCAAUCUUAAGUUUUGUGGUCUUGUUGGACUCUAUGACCCCCCUCGGGUUGAGACAGCCGCUGCAGUGCGAACAUGUCAAAUGGCUGGAAUCACAGUCCAUAUGCUCACGGGUGAUCACAUCAAAACCGCCACCGCGAUCGCUUCUGAGGUGGGCAUCCUCGAUCCCAUGGUCAAUGCUCAUUCCACUCGUUUGGUUAUGGCUGCCGCGGAAUUUGAUAGGCUCUCCGAUGCCGAAAUUGACGCAAUCGAGCAACUGCCUUUGGUCAUUGCUAGAUGCAGUCCCACUACCAAAGUCCGAAUGGUGGAGGCAAUGCACCGUCGGGGUGCAUUCUGUGUGAUGACCGGUGAUGGGGUCAACGACUCACCUGCUUUGAAACGUGCAGAUGUCGGCAUCGCAAUGGGUAAGAACGGUAGCGAUGUCGCCAAGGAAGCGGCCGACAUGGUCCUAACUGACGAUAACUUCUCAUCUAUCGUCAAGGCAGUGGAAGAAGGAAGGCGACUGUUUGAUAACAUUCAAAAGUUUCUCAUGCAUCUGCUCAUUUCAAAUAUCGCCCAAGUGAUCCUACUGCUGAUAGCACUGGCUUUCAAGGACAAAGAGGGAAGCUCGAUCUUCCCGCUCUCGCCUCUCGAGAUUCUCUGGGCUAACCUAGUCACAUCUUCGUUCCUGGCUCUGGGCCUUGGGCUGGAAGAAGGGCAACCGGAUCUGAUGUACCGCCCACCGCAUGAUUUGAAGGUGGGCGUAUUUACUCGUGAACUCAUCGUGGAUAAGAUGAUCUAUGGCACGUUCAUGGGAUCUUUAUGCCUAGUAGCAUUUGUGUGCGUUAUCUAUGGAGGUGGCACGGGGGUUUCCGACCUCGGAGUCGACUGCAACAAUGGCUGGAAUGAGACCUGCAAUGCCGUCUUCCGAGCACGAGCUACAACAUUUGCAACUCUGACAUUCCUCCUCCUUGUCACGGCCUGGGAAGUGAAGCAUUUCUCCCGAUCUCUAUUCAAUCUUGAUCCCGUCAAGUAUCCUAGCAAGCUCUCUGUCUUCCAAUCUAUCUGGAGAAACCGCUUCUUGUUCUGGGCGGUGGUGGCCGGCUUCGUGAUCGCAUUUCCAGUCAUUUAUCUACCCGCUGUCAACCGAAUUGUUUUCAAACAUCAGGGCAUAGGCUGGGAAUGGGGUGUCGUCUUCGGCUGUGUGGCUGUGUACCUGCUGCUGGUGGAGAGCUGGAAGGCAAUCAAGCGGGCAUUUGGGAUCGGAAGUGGGAAGAAUGCCGUGCUCACCAUUGAAGAUGCUGAGAUCAGAGCCGGGUUGACACCGUCCACCCUUCUCUCUCUAAGUGCCAACCCCAGCGUGGAGAUCAAGUAG
Messenger RNA from Aspergillus clavatus NRRL 1, 3264 nucleotides. Its product is annotated as putative potassium/sodium P-type ATPase. NCBI's taxonomy places the organism in Eukaryota, Fungi, Ascomycota, Eurotiomycetes, Eurotiales, Aspergillaceae. Gene Ontology annotation, cellular component: plasma membrane. The record is from RefSeq and is a predicted model, not a curated record. Gene Ontology annotation, biological process: calcium ion transmembrane transport; intracellular calcium ion homeostasis. The coding region runs from base 1 to 3264 and encodes 1087 amino acids. The transcript is spliced from 5 exons. Gene Ontology annotation, molecular function: ATP hydrolysis activity; ATP binding; P-type calcium transporter activity.